CGUAUUUUGUACACGCCUCCGAUGAAGCAGUGUAGACGGUUUCAUAACAAACAUGCCAUUUUUUUUUAAAGGAUUUCUUUCUAAAUCAAGUGUCAAGUCAAUGUGUUUUACAUAGGUUGUGUUAGAUUAACUUCGUGAAAUACAGUACCGCACUGUCUGGAAGUCAAGCACAAAGGCGGCUGGCAGCAGGAACAGAUGCAGCAACACCAGAUCUUGACUUUGAUAACAACGUUGUAUAAACGACUCCGGUAGCGUAUUGUGUAAGAUCCAUGACAACAGUCCCUAUGUGGUCGAGACUGACAUAUCUGCUGAUCACUAAUAACUUAUACAAAGUCUGUGUGUGUUUCAGUUUGUAGAGGAUCUGAUACAGUAAUACUGGGUGGAGCUAUGGGCAUGCUGGACUUCUGCAAGGCAGGAGGAUACCCUGUCUAUAUCCUGUGCAUAUUGCUGAUUACUUAUUUACUGAACCAGCUGGAUCGCUACAUACUGGCCAUCGUUAUCUUACCUCUGGCACAGGAGAUUCAUUUUGGGGACAAGAGCUGCCUGCCAAACGAAACCAGCCAGCCUGGUCCAUUGCAAUGCAAUAAUGCCAGUGAUGAGAAACACUGCAAAUCCUUGCUGAAUGCAGACAGCAUUCCUUACUGCAAAUGGGACUAUAAUGGCAAUGGGUGGGAGUACCAGAUAAUGGCUGGACCUAUUUUCAUUCUCAUCUACACCUUUAUGGGGAUUUUUAUUGGAUUCCUCGCUGAUGCUGCCAACCGUAAGAACCUCCUUGCCGUUAGCCUGUUCUUCUGGAGUCUGAUGACGUUCCUGAUGGGUUUUGCCCAGGAAUACUGGCACCUCGUGCUGCUACGCUUUGGUCAAGGCAUUGGGGAAGCAGGCUGCACCCCUUUUGCUGCCAGCCUCAUUGCUGACUAUUUCCCUGAAGCUGCAAGGGGAUCGGCAAUGGGGUUUUACAACUGGGGGAUCUACACAGGGUACAGCCUGUCCUUCGCAGUGGGGAACUACAUAACCAGGGCAAACAUCAUGGGGCUGGGUUGGCGGUGGACCUUUUUCAUCUGCGGGAUCCCAGGGUUUCUAGUGAGUCUCGUAGUGCUCAUCACAGUGAAAGAGCCCCAGCGCACCCAAGGGACAGGUGAAAGAGCGCACAAUGCAAACACCCCUUCCAGCCUGUCACUGUCACAGAGACUGUCACGAAUACUGCAGCCCUUCCUCAGCCCCUCCUUGCUGCUGCUUUGCUUGGCUGGCUCCAUCAGAAACGCAGGUGGCUAUGUUUGGGCCUACAAUGCCCAGAUCUAUUUUAGCCAGUACUUUCCUGUAGAGGAUGUGGGGCGCUGGUUGUCAUGGAUACCAUUAGUUGGAGGGAGUUUUGGUGUCCUGUUUGGUGGGUUCAUUUCUGACAGAGUGGUCAAGAAAAGGGGGCUACCAGCAAGGAUCUGGGUUUUAGUUAUAAGUCAGAUUGUGGCAGCUCCCUUCCUGGUGGGGGUGCUGUGGCUGUCACCCCCAUACGCUUUUCUUCUGCUCAUUCCUGCCAAUAUAAUUGGUGAGAUGUGGGUUGGUGUCACAUUAGCCAUUGUGGUGGAACUCGUUCCUCCAGUGAUCCGCACAUCUGCUGUAGCUUUCUACCUCUUCAUCAUCACCAACAUUGGGGGGAACAUGCCCUUACUGGUCCCUCCGCUCACCAGCCUCUACGGUCUGCGUACAGCGCUGCUCAUUCUCUUUCCUGGAAUGUAUGUUGCCGGGUCUCUCCUGUUCCUGCUCACACUCUGUGUGGCUCGCAGAGACCAGCGGAAGAUCACCUCAGCGGAGACUGAACCUCUCCUUCCAGAAUCGGAUGAGGUUUCGCAAGAGGAGCACCAGAAAAGUACAUGAACUGUGUCUGAUCUGCUGUUAGACCACGCUACUGUUCCACUUACUGUAAACUGUGAGCAGGUAGCUACAUACAUAACCUCUUGAUUCAAAUUCACCAUGCAAAACUCCCUACCUGUACUAGCAGCAGUGGUUUGAUUAGUCAAUUAUAUAAAUUCCAAGUACUUAUUUUAUAAAUUAACUAACUAAUAGAUAAAUGCUUUAGGGUUUACGUGCUGUACAGUAGUUAGUCAUGUUCACUGAUCUAUGCAUACAUACUGUAGGUACAUGCAUACUAUACAUGUAUACAUACAGCAACUAUAAGAAUAUUCUGUGGGAUACUGUAGUACAGUAUCUAGAGGGACUUCGUAGCACACCAUAUAAUUCUAUAAAAGGAAAAAUGUCCUUGUGGCAGGGCUGAGGCAUGCUCCUCUAAAUGAAUGUUUUUUGGGUGGUUUUAAUUUGUAAUUAAAAAAGGUACCCUAGCAACAGCCACCAACCACUGCAAGUGCCUGUGUGUAAAUGAGUAAAACCUGGUCGCCUGAGCUACGUUUUCAACAUCAAACCCUCUGUGUCUCUCAGCGGAUACCCACACAGUAACAGUACACCCCUGUGACAAUCCUCAUUGCACCAUCGACUGUCCCCAAAUGACAGUCCUCACAAAGCAGAACAUGCUUCCACAUUUAAUUUCAUCUCCGUAACUGUGUAUACCCAAGAUAGUUGUUUUGUAUUGCAAAGUUUGUCCUUAUCAUUUUAACAUCGGUACCAAGUAUGAUGCUUGCAGUUUUACCUACUGAAGAGUAUUGCAAACUGCUGAGUGUCCCGAGGGAAUCCCACAGCUGCACUGAAGCAAAGGUCUCUUAGUUUCCUAUGCUUUGACCCUAUGCACACUUUCAUCAAAGAGAUUUUGUGCCCCAGCUAAAGACGCCGGGGAUACAGCAGAUAUAAUGCUAAAUCCAUGAAACCACCAGUGACAGAUUCCUAUAAGCAACAGUAUCUCUCAGAACAGACUGAAAGGAGUGCAAAGUCAUUUUAUUUAAUGCAGAGCUUUGCGUUUAAUUCAGUGUCGACUGCAAGCCAGUACUGUAGCUCAGCAAGCAGCUUAGAAGUUAAGCCUCAUAGUGAUUAUCAAGGGCUGCUGUUGGGAAGCAGGUUUACAGCGAGUGAGGAGCAGUGUGUGCAAUACUGCCCUAAACUAAUUCCAGUUCAGUGAAACCUCACUAGCAAGCACCUUGUUAUUACAAAUUGAAUCAAUACACUCUCAAAAUGCCUGUUUUACAGUACUUCUUUUUAUACAAGUGAUGGAUAAGGAAAACUAUUCCUAAGACAUUUAAUACUGGUUAAACCAAUUUUUGC
This is a messenger RNA of Polyodon spathula (Mississippi paddlefish), 3204 nucleotides long. RefSeq names its product D-galactonate transporter-like. Gene Ontology annotation, molecular function: transmembrane transporter activity. The coding region runs from base 388 to 1872 and encodes 494 amino acids. Gene Ontology annotation, cellular component: membrane. Gene Ontology annotation, biological process: transmembrane transport. The record is from RefSeq and is a predicted model, not a curated record. The transcript has 11 exons. Lineage: Eukaryota; Metazoa; Chordata; Actinopteri; Acipenseriformes; Polyodontidae.